CACAUUCUUACUGAAUACACAACUCCUUUAGUUAGAUCAGGGGUAACUGGUUGGAGAUCUAGCCAUGAUGUGGAAUUCCAAUGUCCUGAAGACAGCUGCAUAAAAACCUUCAACUGCGACAUGGAACUCAACCACACUGCUUUUGGCCAGCACUCCAUGGAAAUUAGAACGGAAACUGUUUGUGACAGAAUUAAGACGCCAACAUCACCUGAGGAUUGGAGAAAGAUAGCCAAUGAGUUCUACCAGAGAUGGAAUUACCCAUGCUGUGUAGGAGCAGUGGAUGGAAAGCACAUUGCCAUUAAACAACCAGAUGACAGUGGCUCCGAGUACUUUAAUUACAAGCACUUCUUCAGUGUGAUACUUUUAGAUGUAGUUGAUGCUAAUUAUAAGUUCAUUUAUGUGGAUGUUGGUGCACCAGGUAGAGCUGGUGAUGCUGGAGUAUUCAAUGAGUCGACAAUUAACAGGGCUUUGCUGGACAAUUCAAUCAACCUGCCACCCCCUGUGCCACUGGAAGGGAUUGCAGAAUCGAACAUUUCCUAUCAUUUAGUAGGAGAUGAUGCAUUUUCUCUACAAAUGACCAUGAUGAAGCCCUACCCACAUAGAAAUUUGGACAAGAAGAAGAGAAUUUUCAACUACCAUCUCUCAAGGGUAAGACGUGUUGUUGAGAAUUUAUUUGGGAUCCUGGGAAACAGGUUCAGAGUAUUCCUAACUCCAAUAAAUUUGAAUCCUGACAAGGUCACCAACCUAAUUCUAGCUGCCUGUUGUUUACACAACUAUAUGGUCGACAAGAACAAGCACACAUACCUAAAUGUUCUUGAUGUUGAAACUGGUGAAAGUCACGAAAUUGCAGUGGGAGUAUGGAGAUAUGAUAAACAGUUGAUUGGAAUACAACCUGCACAGGGUCGUAAUGCAACAAAUGAUGCAAAAAGACAGAGAGAACUAUUAACAUCAUACUUUUCAUCUGAAUAUGGCGCUGUUCCAUGGCAAGAAAAAUUAUUGGGACUUGAGUGAAUAAAGGUUGAAACCAAUUAUUCUAAACAAGCAUCACAAGGAGAAUGUUAUUUUGUAAUUUGCAACUUCAUGUUCAGUGAGUUAAAUUUUUGAAUUUGACCCUAAAGUAUGUUUGUUUUGAAUGUGGUGUUUCUCCAAAAAACUUUCUGAUUCACACAUUGUUUGUUUUGAAUGUGGUGUUUCUCCAAAAAAACUUUCUGAUUUAUACAUAUACUUGUAUCCUAUUGGUUAAGGACUAUUGUUAUAUCUUUGUUUUGAUAUUCAAGCUUUUUUUAAAAAAAUGUGAGACAUGUUUGUAUAUACUGUCCAUACUCCUAUAAUAAACAAUGGGUCAGAAGAAUGAAUUCUGUGCUUUUGAAUGAAGAAAAAAAAAAACAUCUGUUGUACAGAAGUUGGAAUACCAUCUAGAAUGGAAAAAUGCUGUUGCCUUGGUUAUUAAAAAUUAAUAGUAGUUUUAAAUAUAUUAGUUUGAAGGACUGAUGUAUCAAUGGGAAUACAUAAAUAUCUAAGUAUCAUUUAGCAUGUGUAAAAUUAAGAUGUAUAUGAACAGGCAUAAGACUGUGAUGAAAGUAUGUGAAUUACAUUGGUUUUUGACAAGGUUGACAAAUAAUUUGCAAAAGAAUGCCUUUUAAAUGCCUAUAAUAGAAAUUUGAUGUUUGUAUAGGAUGUGUCCAAAACAGUAAAAAAUUUAAUAUUGAGAUGUUGAACUUUUAUAUAAUAGUUGAAAGUUACAAAGUUGCAGUU
Molecule: messenger RNA, 1755 nt
Organism: Lingula anatina
Lineage: Eukaryota; Metazoa; Brachiopoda; Lingulata; Lingulida; Lingulidae
Source: RefSeq, a predicted model, not a curated record